AUGUCAUCGUCUAAUAACAACCGAGCGGCCGGCCAGUCCGCCGCUGCCGCCAGUGAUCCCCCGAAGGAGGAUGUUUCCAUGGUAGACAGCAGCAGCAGCAGCAGCAGCGGUGUCGGUGGUUCUCUAGACAACGGCAACUCUCACACUGCUCCACCGGCCAUCAAGAGACCGGCUGCCGAGAUGGGCUCUGACGAACACGAUACCGUGAUGCAGACUGAUUCUCCUUCGUUAGGGUCUCAGGAAGAGACUGAAAUGAGCAGCAACAAGAUAGUAGGAAGCAAAAAGCAAGCCGAGCGUCUGAACCGGCACCAGCGUGAUGCCUCUGUUGACAUGGUUGGAAAGGAGACUGAAUCCGAGCCAUCCAAGGGAGGCCGAAAGCACGCUUCCGAAACCAGCAGCUCUGGAACUGACCCGACCAGCUACACCCCGUCAUCCAGCAGCGCGCAAACCCAUGCCUCCCACGACGAUAACCCCUCCAUCGACGAGCAAGUCGCCCAGGUCAUGCAGUUGAUGCAGCAGAGCCCCAUCGACAAGCAAAAGGGCUACAUUGUUUCUGGUACCUGGCUGAAGCGAGUUCUCUCCAGAAGCUCUACCCAUCCACGGCCGGAUAAAGCGGACAAGCUGGCUGCUGAGGGGGAGAUUGGACCCGUCGACAAUUCAGACCUUGUCCUCGUUACUGAUCCGGAUACCAUCUUCAACGAUGAAGCGGGUGAGCCAUUCGUUCCCAUGCGUCCCGGCCUCCAGAUGGGUGAGGACUACGAGAUCUUGCCAGAGGAAGCCUGGAACUUGGUGAUGAAAUGGUACGGCCUAUCGAACCAAUCCCCCGCCAUCGUUCGGUACGCACACAACACCAACACGGAGGGAGACAUGGAGCACAUCCAGUACGAGCUCAAUCCUCCCAUUUUCUCCAUCUUGAAACUGUCCCCAAACCCGUCCGAGGCAGAGAAGUCCAAACCGCCCGUCAGAUUCUUGGCCAGCAGACAUACCCCUUUCCAGCAAUGGCUCAAGACUGCAAAGACCCUGGCGUCCAUCAACAUGUCAACCAAGACUCGGGUCUGGAGAAUCCUCGAAGGACUCGCCAGUUCCGCCAACGUAACCCCGGCUGCGUCAAGAAGUGCAUCCCCAGCACCGGGAACUACCGUCUCGACAAAGAUUCCCACCUCCAUCUCCCUGGGCCUGGAAGCGUUCGUAGGUCUGACUGAGGGAUCCCAGCGAGAGCUUGUGGAUGUCCAAGACCAUACGGCGAAUGCAAAGUACAACGGCAGAGCGUCUAUACAUGUUAUCGGUCUAGGAAGUGACAACGUUAUUGUCUUGGAGGAGCAGGUUGGCGGUCCAGCAGGCGGAGAAUGGCUGUCCGAAACAACCAAGUCGAGCACCAACCUGACUGUCGGAGCCGGCACCAAAGCCAAUGUCCAAAACAGGCUGAAAAACAAAAGCUCUUCGGGUAGUGGACGGACAUCGCCUGCUCCUUCAAUCGUCACCCGAGGACGACGGCGCAAGGACGGCAAAGCUCGAGGAGUGACCGGUCUAAGCAACCUAGGCAACACAUGCUACAUGAACUCGGCGCUUCAGUGUGUCCGCAGUGUUGAGGAGUUGUCUCAUUACUUUUUGAUGGGCGAGUACAAGAAAGACCUGAACCCGAACAACCCCUUGUCUCACAACGGAGAUGUUGCCAAGGCGUAUGCAAAUCUGCUGCAUCAGAUAUUCGAUGUUCAGGGCUCAGCUUCGUUUGCUCCCCGGAACUUCAAGGUUACCAUUGGCAGAUACGGCCCUUCGUUUUCUGGCUAUGGACAGCAGGACUCCCAGGAAUUCCUGCUCUUCCUCCUGGACGGACUGCAGGAGGAUUUGAACCGUAUUCAAAAGAAGCCAUACAUUGAGAAGCCCGAUUCCACCGACGAGAUGGUCCAUGAUAAAGUGGCGCUCCAACGCUUUGCGGACCGCUGCUGGGAGAUCUACAAGGCCCGGAACGACAGUGUGAUUACCGAUUUGUUUUCGGGAAUGUACAAGUCCACUGUAGUGUGUCCGGAAUGCGACAAAGUCAGCAUCAUCUUCGACCCGUUCAACAACCUGACGCUGCAGAUUCCGAUUGAGAACAGCUGGAGCCACAAGAUCAUGUUCUUCCCGCUGCACAAGCCGCCGGUGAACAUCGACGUGGACAUAGACAAGAACUCGGGCAUCAAGGCGGUAAAGCAGUUCAUUGCAAAGAAGAUGAACGUGAACGCUGACAGGCUGGUGAUGGCCGAGAUCUACAAGCACAAGUUCUACAAGUUGUUUGACCACAGCCAGAGCAUAGCCGACCACCAGAUCAGCGAAGGGGACACUAUCGCGAUGUACGAACUUGACAGCGUGCCGACAAGCUACAACCCGGACAAGCCACGGCGCUUCCGCUUCUCGUCCGAGGAGCCUGCAGCCGGGUUCAAUUCGCCCAAGGCAGAUCGGAUGCUGGUACCAAUCCUCAAUCGCGGGCGAGUGCGGCGCGGGUACGGCCAGCCGCAGCGGGCGUUCUUUGGCGUGCCGAUGUACGUUGUGAUUUCACGUGAGGAAGCGUAUGACUACGAUGCGGUGCUGCGACGGAUCCUCGCACGGGUGGCCAACCUGACGACGCGUGACAUACUGCGAGAAGAUGAUGGGCUGGGUGUGACGAGAGCGCAGCAGGCCGGGGAAGACUCUGACACUGUUGUGAUGAACGAGGACGACACGCAGGCAUACGGACAGACGAUCAAGGCCAGUUCCGUGGAGGGAGAAGACGGGCUGGUGGAUGUGUCCAUGCGAGAUGCCGAUCAAGACGAGGCUGCAGCAGGAUCCAACAACAACAACAAGAAGGGAGCAGAUGAUGAAGAUCUUGCACCUGUCUUAAGGCCCGGAAGCUUCAUCCCGCCGAUGCUCCGCAAUCUGUUUGAUGUACGGUACAUUGCCACGAACGACAGCGAGCCGACUGGCUUCUCGAUCACCAACGAGGCCCGCGAGUACCCCUUGAUGCUGUCCCGUGUGCCCGACGGGAAGAGCAGCAGUAGGAGCAGCAACGGCGGUGGAGCAGGCAAAACCGUGUUUGGACGCCGGGCAGACGUGGAGAGCGUGGCCAGCAGCGACGACGAGCUAAGUGGACCUGCACAACCCGUGAACGUGAUGAGGACACGGGCAGCGGUUGCAGCAGACGACGAGAUGUCGACCAACUCGAGCUCUGCGGAGACCAAGGACGACAGCGGGUCGGAGACGGACUCCGACCGGAUGGCCGGUGCAACAAGCCUGCUGCGGCCAGGCAAGGCACGCAGCAGCAGCGGCAAGCAGAAGGCGGCCAAGAAGCCAGUGCAGCGACGCUUGCCGUACGUCAAGCCGGGCGAUGUGAUUGUGCUCGACUGGAACGAGGAGACGUACGACGGGGUGUUUGGCGACGAGGACGAGCUGUACGGCGACCACGAUAACGGAGGAGGAGAUGGUGGGCUGCGCGGACGACCGACGUGGACGAACGUGUCGGACGUGGUCGACCCGGAGGUGACGAGCAAGCGGCAGCUGCGGUCUCGCAAGAAGAAACGCGGGAUCACGCUGGACGAAUGCCUGGACGAGUUUGGGCGGGAGGAGAUCCUGUCUGAGAACGAUGCGUGGUACUGUCCCCGUUGCAAGGAGCACCGGCGGGCGAGCAAGAAGUUUGAGCUGUGGAAGGCGCCGGACAUCCUAGUGAUGCAUCUGAAGCGGUUCAGCGCCAACCGGAUCUUCCGGGACAAGAUCGACGCUGUGGUGGACUUCCCGCUAGAGCUGGACAUGAGCGGACGGGUGCAGAUGGUGGAGGAAGGGGAAAGCAUGGUGUACGACCUGAUUGCGGUGGACAACCACUAUGGCGGCCUGGGCGGCGGCCACUACACUGCCUAUGCCCGCAACUUUGUCGACGGCCUGUGGUACGAAUUUAACGACUCCCACGUGACCAUGAAGCGCGAUCCGAGCAGCGUCGUGACAAGCGCCGCUUAUUUGCUCUUUUACCGCCGGCGCUCGGACGUCCCGCUGGGCGGCUCCUUUUUGGCGCGGCUGACAGAGCAAGCGCACGACCGGACGAGCGACGACUCCGGCAGCGAGAGCGGCUCCGGCAACGGGGCCAGUGGAAGUGGAAUCUGCGGUGGUGGCGGCGGCAGUGGAUCGGGGGAAGGCAAGCGCCUCGGUGGGCUCUCCCGCAAUGGGUCGUCGGGCGCUUUACACGGAGCCGCAGCAACUCGCCAGUCGGGAGAUGGUGGUUUGCCAACAGAUGAAGAGGUGGAAGUUACAGGCAGUGGAGAAGCCGGGCCUGAUGAAGACGACGAAGAAGAGGAGGAGGAAGGGGAUGAAGGGUUCAGCAGUGUGCGGUUCCACGCCGGCAGCGCGAUGUACGCCCAGCAGCCGAGCUGGUCGUACGACCGACUGGCCAACCACGGCUACGGCGAGGACGAGAUACCGCGCGUCUUCCCUCCGCCGGGAUCCAGCUAUGCAGACGACGGAGAAGGGGAUGAUGUGGCUAGCACGCAGGCGGAGAGGGGGGAAGGCGACCUGAGCGAGCUAGACCGGUCAUUUGAGCUGGAUGCAGACGCCGACCCAGAUGCCGACGAGACGGGCAUGGUAUUCUCCAGCAUCGUGGACGAGGAGCAUGCACAUGGUGGCCACGGCCAUGGCAGCAGCCCUGCCAUGCGGAAUGACUUUGACGACUGCCCGGCGGUGGUAGAGGUGCGAGUUGACGAUGAGUAGAAGUAUAAAAAGAAAAAAAGAAGGAUAAGACGUAAAAAGCAAGCCAGUCUACAGCAUCAUCAUACAUAGGCGUUAAUGUUAGAUUUCUACUUCACUCGACUCGAGUAUCUCUAAUAAAGUACCUACAAGAGUCAAGUGGAUAUCUGGAUUCCUCCCCAACUCUAGUAUGAGAAUAUGGCCGCUUUAUCAACAUACAGCUUCGUGAAUGCGCGCGAAAUCAGCCAAAUACCUUUGUUUUAUAAGAAUCUCCAAUCAGAAUACUCCACGUCCCUCGUUUAUUCUUUCCCGUAUACUUAUGCCACACUAUUAUUAAGUGGCAGUAGCUUAUUUAUCUACUAGUUACAUCGCUAGUUAUUACUAGAGCGAAGCGAAGCACAGCGGAAUAACUAGUUACGAUGUUAAGUUUAGGUUAUAUUCUUGUAACUAGUUUAUAUAACAAAUGAAGUAAUGGAAACAUAAGGAGAUGGAUAACAUAAAAAACUCUUGCCCUGUGCUUGCGGAGAAACUUCCGCUAUCUCAUAUCUUCACACUACCACCUUGGUCCUCCUUCUAGGCAUUUCCGCUAGCACUACAUCAGUCUUUCGCUUCAGGGACUUAAUAACCUCAACCCGUCCAGAAUCAAUAACCAUUACUCCAUGAACUAAAGCUUGUUUAAAGUUAUUCGUGGUUGGAGCUGAUCGGGAUUAUUUUCUUUUACCCAUCACAAUUUGUAAAGUAUUUUUCUAAUUUCAUAUGAGACGGGCUCGUUCAAAGCCAGCCAUUUACGGCCUUUCCCUUAGAAUAUCAUCUAAAUGAUAACUAACAGAAUUAAGCCUACCAAUAUGCCUCACACUCCUCGUAAAUAAUAUCGAAAAUAGCCUCCAAAGCCUCCUCCAAGGUUAAUGUAUCAUUCUCUAUAAGGCUUUCUACAACCAUCCGCUCUACUACUAAAUCGAGAACCCUCUUUAGAGCACUAAGGGGCAUAAAAGCCCUGAAGUGCGUUUGACCUUCAAUAUAGCAGAAGAUAUAUAUUAUCUUAGGGAGCCUAUUACUAUAUAUAUCCCAUAUACUAACCGCGACCCCCUUAAUAGUGUAUUUGCUCACCCUCUCAAUAUCGAUAGUUCUAUCUAGAUUAAUAGGGGGUAAACCGACUAUAGCGUCGAUAACUACCCUCCCACCGGCCUCUAUGACUGUGAGAAAAUAGUAGGACCCGUUAUUAUCUCUAACCACGGCACCUUGUCGGUUCCCGUAAGCUAUAAUCUCUUCUCCCUAAUUUAUAAAUCCGGGAUAGACUAUCCGUAGUACCCUUCGAGGCGGUAUUACUAUUCUUUCCCUUCGAAUCCGCGUUGGGACAUCCAAUACUGGCAGGAUAUUUCGAGCCUUAUCUCCUGGGCCAUCACGCCUAUUAUCACUUGCUGUUGAAACUACAGGAGGAAUUAAUAAUUACAUGUUUCUACUAGGUACACAAAAAUGCGCAUGUCUCAUGUAGUGUAUGGCGAAAAGCAGGGAAAGACGGUCCUUUGGCGGCGAUCGGCUUCUUUAGAACCAUAUAGGCGGGCCACCUUUCGAAAUUUCUUUACAGCUCUCCUCGUAGAGCCUGAUAUAUUGUUCAUGUUUCGCUGUAGUAGGAGGAGCCUAUCUACUUUCAAGUCGAGAUAUCGCAUCCUCGUACGCUUUAAUAAUUGGGUUAUAUAACUUUUCUGGAUCUCUCGAUGUGUCAACAAUCAUCCCGUUCUUCUCAAAACGGAAAUAGUACCAAGCUUCGGGCGACAGGAAUCAGAGUUGGCGUGAUCUAAGCCAUUUUAGCCAUAAAAGGUUUAAAUUGUCUAGUAGACUUACUUGUUUUCCGAUGUCUUGCUCCCUAAUUACUACUGAGCACCGUAUGCUCUCUCUUUUCCUUAGUACCUGUAUAUCGAGAUGGUUGUAGUUGACUGCUUCUCCGGGUGACGCGGGGGAAGUAGAAUGCAACUGAGGCGGAAUCCAAG
This is a messenger RNA of Trichophyton rubrum CBS 118892, 6671 nucleotides long. RefSeq lists its product as uncharacterized. Lineage: Eukaryota; Fungi; Ascomycota; Eurotiomycetes; Onygenales; Arthrodermataceae. Gene Ontology annotation, biological process: protein deubiquitination. Bases 1 to 4707 code for a protein of 1568 amino acids. The record is from RefSeq and is a predicted model, not a curated record. The transcript has 3 exons. Gene Ontology annotation, molecular function: cysteine-type deubiquitinase activity.